AUUGUGUGCUAAAGCAGGAAGGAAUCGCUCGGAAUGAAGUUGUCCUUGUUGAAAAAUAAAUCCGAGUUUUUGAUUUUCUGGAAACGUUUUCGCUUGGCCCUGGGUGAUACAUUUCUGGAAUAUGCCAUGCGAACCAAAGUGAGCGGAAUUUGGCUAUUGAGGCCAACAAAGACCCAUGGAGUAACCAAAUACAUAUGGUCUUCGGUUUUGCUAAGUCUCUUCAGUUUGGCCGUUUAUCUUUCAUUGCAAUUAUGGUUGAAAUUCUAUUCUUAUCCAAUUCUAAAUACCAUUGCCAAUGAUGUGGCCAUUACGGAUGUACCAUUCCCCGGUGUAACUGUCUGCAGUCCCAAGGUUAUAAAUGUGGAUCGGGUUAAACGUUUUAUGAACAAACUCAACAUACCGCCCGGAUAUGAUUUGCAAAAAAUCGCCGAAGGUUUUGACUAUCUCAAUGCCUUUACCGAUCAAACAUGGCUACCAACUAACACCUCAUCGUUCAAUCAGACUUACCAAAUACUUUUGCUCAACAAUAUUACCACAUAUGAGGCGGCUGUUGCAGUUAGUGCCGGCUGUGAUGAUUUCGUCAGACGUUGCUUUUGGGGCAAUGAAGAGUUCAAUUGUCGCCAAAAGAAUGAGUAUCUCUCGUUUGUGCCAACCACUUCCUAUUUGGGUCCAUGUUGUUCAUUUAAUUUCCAUCCUCAAAAUGAAUCAUAUGUACCGUUUUCUUCCAACACCUUUGGCAUAGAUGGUGGCCUGAGUUUCAUUGGUGUGGAAGGUUCCGAGCACGACACCUCUACGGGUUUGAUAGUAUUGGUACAUCAUCCCAUGGAUUUUGCCACAGAGGCUGCUUCUUCGGUCACCAUAACAUCAAAUUCGGAAAGUUUUAUUGAAAUUUCUCCAACGGUGCAGGCCGCUUCGACUGAAGUCAUCGAGUUACCAGCUAAAAAACGUGAUUGUCUAACGUCGGAUGAAGUAUCCGGCAAUAUUUAUCGACAGGCGGCAUGUGUGCUGCAGUGUGAAAGUGAAACCAUCUUAGAGAAGUGCCACUGUAAUCCAUAUCAUCUGCCAAAGUUUUCACCAGACGUACGAAUGUGUUUGUUAAAUGAUUCUGAGUGUUAUUCGAGAAAUUUUGACAAUUUCAAAAGCGUUCGAUGUGAAAACUGUUUGCCCAAUUGUCAUGAUGUUACCUACAAUACCUUGGCGUAUAAAACGGACAUUUUGCUGCACAAUUAUUCGGUGAAUCAUUUUCACAAACGUUUAAACUAUUCCAAGGAUAUGUUUAUAGUACACCUGUUUUUGUCACGUCAAGUCGUGCCAUCGAUACACAAAGUCACUGUUAUGUCCUGGAUUGGUCUAUUGUCUGAUCUGGGUGGUGUUUUCAAUUUAUGCUUAGGUCUGAGCAUGAUUUCUGUUGUGGAAUUCGUCUACUAUUGUACCUAUCGUAUAAAAGUCAACUAUAAAAUGCGAAGUGUUAUAAUGCAAUCAUAAAUUUGUUUACUUGCAAUUAUGA
Messenger RNA from Musca domestica (house fly), 1507 nucleotides. RefSeq names its product sodium channel protein Nach (gene ppk6). Gene Ontology annotation, biological process: sodium ion transmembrane transport. Gene Ontology annotation, cellular component: membrane. The transcript has 6 exons. The record is from RefSeq and is a predicted model, not a curated record. Gene Ontology annotation, molecular function: ligand-gated sodium channel activity. The coding region runs from base 34 to 1485 and encodes 483 amino acids. NCBI's taxonomy places the organism in Eukaryota, Metazoa, Arthropoda, Insecta, Diptera, Muscidae.